AUGUUGCUGCUCUCCUUUGAAUUAUUCGAUUUCAAUUUCAGAUCUCAGCAGAUCUCAAGGACCUGGGUUAUUGAUGAUUUCGACGUGGGUCGUCCUCUAGGGAGAGGGAAAUUUGGGUCCGUGUUCCUUGCCCGUUCGAAAGAAGAGAAGGUCGUUGUCGCAUUAAAGGCACGUGAUUUCCAGGCUUAUCGAUUUUUGAAAGGGUUCUCUUCAAGGACCAACUUAAAAAGCACAAUGCAUCAGGUGAAACGUGAGAUUGAAAUGCAGUAUCAUUUGAAGCAUCCUAAUAUUCUACGGCUAAAGGGCUAUCUUCAUGACCAAGAACGAGUAUACAUUAUUUUGAAGUUUGCCGAAGGCAAGGAGCUACACGGUCGCAUGAAAAAGAAAGGGAAGUUAGAUGAGCACGAAGCAGCCAAGUAA
Molecule: messenger RNA, 420 nt
Organism: Angiostrongylus costaricensis
Lineage: Eukaryota; Metazoa; Nematoda; Chromadorea; Rhabditida; Metastrongylidae
Source: the annotation of a GenBank genome assembly